GAAGCCAGGAGUGCCGGAGCUGGUUCAUCCAACUCCCUGUCUUGCAGUUUCCUCCCAACACAGUUGAACUCCAGACCUUGAGAAUUAUUUGUUGUUCUUUUUCCUAAGGGGGUGUUUAUGUUCUUAGAGAUGGAAAGCUUAACAGAAGGGGGAACAACUGGAGAAAUGACAGGGGAUGUACACCACUGGAAAUGAGAAGGAUAUUGGAACAGAACAAUGCAUUGGAUUUUAUGUUGUUUUGUGGCAGUAGGUGCUGAACCAGUUUAACAUGACUCACAGAUCACAAGUGCCAAAGAGCAGAACUGAUAAUCAUUUGAGCAUAAAGGACUCAGAGUCCCUUGAUACCUACAUUCAGAACACCCUUUCAGCUCUCUACCCACCAUUUGAAGCCACUGCAGCCACUGUCUUGUGGCAGCUAUUCCAUUUGGUGGAAAGGUCUUAUCGAGGGGACGGACUCCACUGCCUGAUUGACUUCCUCGUUCCUGCCAAGAGAAUCCUGCAGUACAUUCAACAGGAGACAUGCGCCAAGUAUGCAGGGCACAUCUUCCAUCAUGAAGGCUGGCCUCUCUGUGUCCAUGAGAAAAUAGUGGUGCAGUUAGCAUCAUUGCACAGGGUUCGUCUGAAGUCUGGAGAUUUUUACAUACAGAUUAUACCACAAGGGAACCAAUCUGCAAAAUUAGUGCUAAAAUGUCUUCCUGGAAAUGGACACUCCUUAGAAGAAGUUCCUGUCCCCGAGUGUGCCUAUGCAAACAUCUUCACCAUGGAAUUUCUAGAAAGUGUAAAUCAUGAGAGGAACUGCCCCCUGCGCACUUGUCUUCUAACAAGUGGCACUGCUGUUCUGAGAGUACAUUGGAGGAAUAUAAUUAAUCCUGCAUUUGUUACCAAGCCAAAAACCAUACUGACCCAAUCUUACCACAGUUUAGUUCACCAUGACCAGUUGAUAGAUACCAGCGAAAUGAUGCCUCAAAAAACAGAAAACAGCAAGUCCCCAGACCAUUACCUGACUGGCGAUGCAAUGCUGUCUUCGGAGAAAUCAGCAAUUUUGGAAGAUAAAAUUACCUGUGGGACUCAUUCAUCAGGGAGCAUCCAGUCUUUCAAAAGCGGCGUCACACAGGAUCCUUCCAAACGAUUUAAUCAAGGAAAUUGUUUGUUGUUUCCACAAAACCCUGAUGAUACUGAAGUAUCUCCUUUACCCGAUUUAGUUCGACCUUUAUCCGCAGAUACUCCAACAGCUAAUGGCGAAGUUCUGGUGGUUCCUGUGACUGAGAGCAGGAUGAGUACAAAAGUUUUAACCUUUGCCACAGACCUAAGCAGUCCUUGCCAACGGCAGAGGCAACACCGGGAUUCAGUGUAUCUCGAAACAAGGCGCCUUUUCAGGAAGUCAUACAUGGAGGCUUUGCAGAACCCAAUGCAACUGGGCUUCAGUUCUGAGGAGUCUAUUGUUGAGGAAGCCAUGGAACAUAAAACUGAAGUGAUCAGUAAUGGAAAGCUGAGGUUACAUACGAACAGAGCUGGUGAGAAACAGAACCGUAAGCAUGACCUACGGGCUAAAGGAAGGAAUGAGGAAACCAGAACCAGCCAGCAAAGUCAAGACCAAAAUGUGCCUGUGACACUUGCAGAGCAUUGUUCUGCCUCUGACAGUAAAACCUGCCGCAGGAGAUCCAAGUCCUUGGAUUUGACCUCCAAGAGUUUGCAGAGCAAAGCACUAAGGACGAGAUUCUCUUCUGGGGAUUGCUCAAAAAAUCCCAAAAAAGUAAUAAAUGGAAACUCAGGGGAGCUAGGGAGACAGGAGUCUGAUGGGUGUUUGGCCAACACCAAAAGUGGGUCCACUUCUCCAGGUUCCUUCCAGAGCUGUGCGGUUGAGAUGCAGAGGAGGAGCAGCUGCCAAGCAGUUUUCAACAAUACGUGGGAAGACACAGAGAUUCCUCCUCCAGCACCUUGCCCUCAAGCCUCACUGCAGGCCCAGGGUUCCACCCAAGCCUGCAACAGCCUCCCAACAAAGGCCGCAGAGGUCAACGUCAACUUACUGCAAUCGGGAGUCGCCCAGUUACCAGGGAACAGAGACAAAACUAAUCGAGCUGUGAUCCAGAUCUGCGCGCACAACGUAAUAUGGAUGAGCCAAAACUGGCCCAGCACAGAGCUGACCCGUAUACUCAUGUAUUACUACACUAUUCCAAGGAAGGAAGUGCGUGAGCUUGGACUGACCAUAUUAGUGGAUGCUCGCAGAUGUUCUCCCACCCUUACCCUCUUCAGAGCAUUUACUGCACUGCAGGUUGCCAUUCCAAAUGCCAUUAACUCUGUCCUGAUUUUGGUGGAAAAAGACUCUACAUUCAGACCUGAAAGGGACCCAUGUGUCCAGUAUGAAAUAGUGUCGUCGCUGAAGGUCCUUCACAAGCACAUUGAUGGCAGCCAACUGACACAGGAAUUUUCUGGAACGUUUCCUUAUGAUCACAAUGAUUGGAUUCGCUUCCACAUGAAGUUGGAGCCAUUUAUGAUGAACUGUCGAGGGGCUCUCAUAUACCUGAAGAAUUUCAUCAACAGUCUGAAUGUCAACAGAAUGCCGAGCACAGAACAGGAAGUUACUGAGCUCAUCAACCAACAUACAAGGAUAAUGAAGUCUGUCCUCGAGGAUUCUCGGCUAGUGGGCUUGCGUCUGGAAGGUGGGACUAUCCUUGCUCGGAUUAGGAAGGAUGAAUUCUCUGACACUGAUGACUACAGGGAUGCCAUGGAUACCAUCACAAUGCUGUACAAUCAGGUGGAUGAAGAGGUCCAUAGGUUAGUCAUACUGACCAACAAGUGCCUACAGCAGCUGGAGAUCCUACUGCAGCUCAGAAGAUUCGAGGAAGGAAGUAGCAAGAUCAGACACUGGGCUGACUGCGAGAGAGAAAAAUAUCUUGUGCAGGUGGACUCUUUGCCACAUUCACUGGAAUCUCUAAGACAAAUGCAGGAAAAAUAUAAUUCCUUCUACAGCCAGGCUGCGCAACAAUACAAAAGGGGCAUGCAAUUGAUCAAGGAUGCUGGCCAUCUAAACGGUCAAACACACAAAGAGCUGCGAUACUUGGGUGAAAAAAUCGAGGAUUUCAAGCAGUUUUUGAGUAACUUCAUCAACAGGCUGGAAAAGUGGAGGACAGAUUUGGACAACAUAGUGAAUUUGCAUGAAUUUUAUGAGACAGCUGACCAGUGGGUUUUGCACUGCAAUGAUUAUCUAAGGCAGUUGAAAGUGGACGAGCAAAGCACCUUAGACUGUACCACAGCUGUGAUUCAGAGCUUGGAAAGAUACCACCAGGAUGCUAUCAAGUUCAAUGCAGAAAAUUUCCAGGAGAUGAACGAGAUGGUCCUUAGCCUCGGCAGCGCUAGAGAAUUGAAACAGUGGAACAUCCAGUGGGUGAAGUGCCAACAAACAAGGCAUCUUUUGGAAGAGGUCUUGGCCACGGCUAUCAGAAUCCAUGAGGGCCACAGCAACAACUUGGCCACUAAAGUAGACUCUGAGGAUGACGGUCCCCGGACCAGCGGUGAGUUUGACACGGAAGGAUCUGAUGAGCUUGGAGACUCUUUGUCUCAAAGAGCCACAGAGAAUAUGGAGAAUGGCACAUGGCCUGAUGAGUCAGUGCAUCAUCAGGAACACGAUCAGGUUUUUGUGGCAUCAGAAUGCCCUGCUCCGUCACAUUAUGAAGAGUCCCGCCAAAGUGUCGACGCAUCGUCUAGGUUCAGCACGACCUCUCUAUCCUCAAUUCCAGCUGGUGGCAGGCUAUGCGGCGGCAGCAUCUUCUACAAAGAUCUCGACAACUGCGCCGUGAGUUCGUCUGCUGCAUCCUGCCACUCGGAGCCUGCCUGCUCGCUGGCACCUCGGCACAAAAAGCAGCCGUUGAAAAAGAUCAUGAAGAAGGCCCAGAGCUUUGAGUUGUGGCAGCGGGAGAGUAGCCACGUUGAAGCUGGCAGGCACGGCAACACCGGAGUUUACAUCAAAGGCUUGGAGGUGGUCAGUAAUGUAGUGGCUGACAAAAAUCGGGUUUUCAGAUCAGAGCUAAAAAGCCCGGUGUUGACCAGGACCCGCAGCUUACCGAUAUCUUCCAGGAUGCUCCAUCCACAUGCAGAAGAAGCUAAGCGAACUGGGAGUAAGCUGCAGCAUAUAAUGGAUGAAAUGAUCAGCACAGAAAGGGAGUAUGUCAAAUCCCUUGGAUAUAUCAUAGACCAUUACUUUCCAGAGAUGGAGAGACUGGACCUGCCCCAGGAUCUGCGUGGAAAGCGCACUAUCAUAUUUGGGAACCUGGAGAAGCUCUAUGAUUUUCAUCGCCAGUACUUUCUGAAGGAACUCGAGAACUGCACCAACGGUCCCCUUCAAGUCAGUCACUGCUUCCUCAAGCAUGAAGAGCAAUUCGGGAUGUAUGCACUGUACAGCAAGAACAAACCCCAGUCUGACGCUCUCCUUGCCAGUUAUGGAAAUACUUUCUUUAAAAAUAAGCAGAUGUCACUGGGUGAUAAGAUGGACCUGGCCUCCUACUUACUGAAACCCAUCCAGCGGAUGAGCAAGUAUGCACUGCUGCUCAAGGAUAUGAUCAAACAGUGUUCCAAAACCCAGGAACAGGAGCUCUCUGAUCUCCAAGCUGCUGAAGAAAUGGUUAAGUUUCAGCUACGUCAUGGAAAUGACUUGCUAGCCAUGGAUGCCAUUCGUGGAUGUGACGUGAAUCUCAAAGAGCAAGGACAGCUUAUGUGUCAAGAAGAAUUUAUUGUUUGGUGUGGGCGCAAGAAGUAUCUCAGGCAUAUCUUCCUGUUUGAGGACCUUAUUCUCUUCAGCAAAACAAAAAAGAUUGAAGGAGGAUAUGAUGUCUAUGUUUACAAGCAAUCGUUUAAGACUGCAGAAAUUGGAAUGACUGAGAACGUUGGGGAUAGUGGGCUGCGUUUUGAGAUCUGGUUCAGAAGGAGGAAAUCUCAAGACACAUAUAUCUUUCAGGCCAGCUCUUCCGAGGUCAAAUUAACCUGGACCAAUGUUAUAGGAAAAAUCCUGUGGCGACAAGCUCUGAGAAACCGAGAGCUGAGAAUGCAGGAGAUGGUAUCCAUGGGAAUAGGGAAUAAGCCCUUUAUGGACAUCAAGCCCAGUGAAGCUGCCAUUAGUGACCGGGCAAUUGACUACAUCAUGAAGGGCACAGAAUCCAGAACGCGAGCAUCCAUCGCUGUGUCUUCAUUUGACCACUCCACAUCCUUCAAGAGGCCCCAUUCGACCAUCUCCAACAGCAGCACCUCCUCUUCGAGCAGUCAGUCAUCUUCUUCCAUCCUGGGAACUCUCAACCUUCACAUGUACUCAAGCCCAACACAUUCCAAUCCUCAUUGGACCCCUUUCAACCAAUGGUCUUAUGACAUUGGAACCUGCAUCGAAGAAGACGAAGUGGAGCAAGAGACUGGAAGUCAACCAUCAAUGACUGUAAACAGAAUGAGCCAUGGACCAUCUUACCGACCCAGUGAAGAAGUCAGAUUCAACUGCAGGGUGUUAGUACCCUCAAACUGCUCUCUCUUGUUUUGAUGGGGAUCACUCAGCCACCCUAUACAGGAACAGAAAUUGUAGCCUGGAAAUCUGAAAAAAGAAGAGCAGAAUCAUUCAACCACCUUACAAGGAGACUGCAAUCAUGGGACAUUUCACCUUUAUAUUGAAAGUGGACAUUAAUGACAAACUAAAUGAGAAGUAAUGAUAGUAUAUGUACAUACAUUUAAUAAUGGUUAGCAUUUUUUUUACAGCUCGCCUUUCAUUUUUUGUACUGCAUUCUGUAAAUAACAAGGUGCCUUCUCUGCAUGACAUAUUUUCUUGUGCAAUGUAUGGUGGUUGUAGCUUUGAAACUGCAAAAUUGUAAUUGUAGAUUAAGUCAUCACUGCAGCUAGUGUACAAAUCAAAUUGUGUAGCAGCAUUUGUACUUGUGUAAAUAUUUAUUUUUAUUGCUAGUUUUUUUUUUCUUCCAAAAUCAUGUCCAAUAUAUCUAUGUUCUUCUUGGGCAUCAAGAAUAAUGUGAUCAAGAAAUAUGAUACAAAAUUUGACUCUUUUAUUCAUUAUGUUUGUCUCAGCGGGAAAUUGACGUAUUAUUUGAAUUGAGCCAAUUAUAUUUUGUACACUUUUGACUGGAGAUGGCUGCAAUGAAGUUUCUUUCAAUAGCAGUUACCUCCAUUAUAAUCAAAUCUGACCAUCUGAAAAGAUCAGAUAUCAACAUUUAUUCAAUGAGCCAGCAGAUCAGGAAGCAAGCUACAAAUAUUUUUUGACUGCUGGAAUUGUAUCAUUUGCUUCUGAUCCACUCGCUAAUGACUUACUGUACAUGUCCUUGUGUGUUUAUGCACCAAGUCUCCAAUGCCAUUAAAAACCUUGAACCA
Molecule: messenger RNA, 6351 nt
Organism: Stegostoma tigrinum
Lineage: Eukaryota; Metazoa; Chordata; Chondrichthyes; Orectolobiformes; Stegostomatidae
Gene: plekhg4b
Exons: 22
Coding region: 269-5518 (1749 amino acids)
Molecular function (GO): guanyl-nucleotide exchange factor activity
Source: RefSeq, a predicted model, not a curated record